GUGAGUACUGUCGAAUCGAAAACGUUGGAUAAUAGACUAGUUGGAGCACCCAGAGUCACAUGUGGUCCGGACGCUAUUCGAGUGAGUGGCGAAAGCGAGGAUGUAUUUGAGGGCCAGCCCACUCAUGGUCUCGAGCUGUUCUCCGUGUUCGUUUUCGCUUUUCACCCUUCGUUUGUAACGGCUGGUGAUCGUGCUUUCGCCGUUCACUGCCUUUUUCAACAGGAGCAAAUCACAGUAUCGGCUCGGUUCGACUUUAUAAGUGAAAUCGUUCCAAAGGCAAUAGUUGGUGUCACGUACUCACAACCAAAAGUCAACUUCACAAUUGUGCAGGGAAGAGUUCCAAAUGGAGCCAAACUCGCCAACCAAGUCUCUGUCGGAGAGCCUCUGAUGUUGGUCUGGGCUCUCGACGAUACGUCGAAGCUUUAUGGUCUACGAAUGUUGGACUGUACUGCUGAGACUCACGACGGACGUGGAAUGAGCAUUAUCAGGGAUGGGUGCUCCAUUGACACCACGCUGAUUUCGGAUAUCAGGUACUCGGAUGAUCAUCGACGGGCGUUCGCUGAUGCGAUAGCCUUCAAAUUCCCCGAUCUCGCAGAUGUGUGGUUCAGAUGCGUCGUACGGUUCUGCAUUAGGAGGUAAUCGGACCACCUGCUACUCACUGGUAAAUCCGAAGAGCACCUUUGCGACACCACCUCAAAAUGCAACGACAAUACGCGUCGAUUCCGGCGGAGCGCAGGAGUGAGCCAUAGCGACGAAAGCGUCAUCGUCGUCACGGGGCGAUUGACUGUCGGUGGCGACGAUGUCGUCUACAGCCAUGCUGCUCAAGUGUCGACAAAUGAGACAUCCACAGUCUGUCUGACAAAGAACACUGUGGCGCUGGGAUCCGCCAUUUCGGCGACCGUCUGCAUUUCCACGCUGCUCACCAUAGGAUCGCUGAUAUACUCGAAAGUGAAGCUCACCUCGAGCCACUCCUGA
Molecule: messenger RNA, 975 nt
Organism: Haemonchus placei
Lineage: Eukaryota; Metazoa; Nematoda; Chromadorea; Rhabditida; Trichostrongylidae
Source: the annotation of a GenBank genome assembly